Messenger RNA from Leptomonas pyrrhocoris, 495 nucleotides. RefSeq lists its product as hypothetical. The transcript has a single exon. The record is from RefSeq and is a predicted model, not a curated record. Lineage: Eukaryota; Euglenozoa; Kinetoplastea; Trypanosomatida; Trypanosomatidae. The coding region runs from base 139 to 495 and encodes 118 amino acids.
AGGAAAAGGGUACAGGACUCCUUGUCUGUUGUACAACGCAUUGAAGGACAUCUGCCGGCCUGCACUUCACCGGCGGAGGUGCUCUCUUUCUCUUUCUCCUUCUUUCUACUGCAACACUUUCGUAGUGCAGCGCCAAAGAUGUUUCGCUUGUCGUUUCCGCUGCUCGGCCACGGCCAGUACAAGACGCGUCUGAAGAAGCGCAUGGUGGGCUUCAUCCCCAAGGUCAUUCCGCGCAAGAUCCGCAACAACACCGUGGCGCUGCGCAGCGAGGCGAACACAGGUCACAUGGAGGGCUACAUUAAAACGGAGACGGAGCGCAUGGACGCUACGGGACGCAAGCUGCAAAAGGUUAUGUGGGACCCGAUUCUGCAGCGUUACACGCUGAUGAAAGAGACAAAGGUGCGAGGUCCCUUCAUGACGAAGAACCACAUCGCGCGCAAAGUGGACUUCCCGAUUGGCGGCCUGCAUGGUGUGAAGAUGGCAGGUAAGAAGUGA